Molecule: messenger RNA, 1137 nt
Organism: Podarcis raffonei (Aeolian wall lizard)
Lineage: Eukaryota; Metazoa; Chordata; Lepidosauria; Squamata; Lacertidae
Exons: 2
Coding region: 140-817 (225 amino acids)
Source: RefSeq, a predicted model, not a curated record
CUUGUUUUGCGGGGGUGGGUGCUUGGCAUAGCUCCCCUGCUGCUGCUUACCCUGAUGGCCUGGCUGCUUACCUUCUCCCCUGGUGGCUGCUGCUUACCCCAAUAGGGCUUGGCACUAACUAUCUGGGCAUCGCAGAAAAAUGGCAGGGGACUCUGCAGCUUUAGCAUAUGGUGAGCUGUUCUGCGAGAGGGCGGCUGAAGAACCCAAGGCGCGUUGGGACAUCAAGGACAAUGAUCUUUGGUCCGAAGUAGUGGCCCCAAACUUCCAAAAAAGGGCUUUUGGGGAGAAGUCAGGCAAACCCCCCUCCAAAGUGCAAAGGGUGGCUAUGUCAACUUGUUGGGAGUUUAAUAAUGGGUUGUGCAGCAGGGACCAAUGCCGUUUUGACCAUGCUUGCGAGCGCUGCGGUGGUCCUCACUCAUGGACUGUUUUCGGGCUAAGCCCCCUUUUUGCAGUUUUCGAAAAACAGGAUUGGGGAGUAGAGCCAAGAUGCCAAGGGAGACUCUGGAGCCUCUACCUCCGGAGCCUAGCAAGCCAAGGCUACCUCCCAAAAAUGAGGUUUUUUUCCGCCCUAGCCCCAACCCCUGUCCACCUCUCCGCGAUGUUACCAUUGUUACAAGCUUAUCCCAACAGGACCGCAGCCAACUACUUGGAGGCAGGGUUCCAAUAUGGCUUCCACAUCCCUGUCUCCAGUUCACCGGUAUCCAGAACCCCUCCCAAUCAAAAGUCAAUGGAGCGUUUCUGCGAGCUGGCGUCAGAGGCAGCCCAGACUUCAGACGCCUUCCCAGACAAUCUGUGGGAGAUUGGAAGCGAGAAGUAAACCAGGGAGUAUUGUCAGCAAUAGCACCCUCCACUAGACGUUCUUAUUCCAGGGCCUGGAACACCUUCGGGUGUUUUCGUGGCACCAAAACACAUUGCGCUUCCGAGGAGGAGGUGCUUCAAUUCAUGGUGCUCCUAAAGCGCAAGGGCCUUGCCAUAAAACUUUACUGCUUUACAGGGCAGCUAUCUCAUUCUUUUGUAAAUUCCUUCACUGGCCAGACCCCUGUGACAGCUUCCACGUCAAGAAGCUGCUGGCUGGGUGGCCUCGUGUCAUUUCCCCACGUCAGGAUGGCAGGAAGCCUAUCACUAUCGACACACUCA